CUAUGGUUUGACAGGUCUGGUGGGCGGGCAGUGGGUGUGCUCUCCCCAGACAGGGAAGGCUGAUAGAGCUAGGCCGCACUGAAGCCGCGGGCUGGAGUUAGCGAAGGGCCCAAGGAUGGGCUCCCUGCUGCUGGCUCUCCGGGGCCGCCGUGUCGGGUCUCCGGGGUGCUGGCGCUCAGUAUUUGGGAGCUGGAGAGUGCCUGGCCGGGGGUGGAGGGGCAGCGGAUCCUCGGAGCAGAUCCUACAGGUACCAGCAAAGGGCAAGUUUACCUGGGGCAUUAUAAAGUAUCACAGGGGGGCAGAUAGCUGGGACAUCAUGACAUGGCACAUAGGGGGGCAGAUAGCUGGGGCAUCAUGACAUGGCACAUAGGGGGGCAGAUAGCUGGGGCAUCAUGACAUGGCACAUAGGGGGCAGGUAGCUGGGGCAUCAUGACAUGGCACAUAGGGGGCAGAUAGCUGGGGCAUCAUGACAUGGCACAUAGGGGGCAGAUAGCUGGGGCAUCAUGACAUGGCACAUAGGGGCAGAUAGCUGGGACAUCAUGACAUGGCACAUAGGGGCAGAUAGCUAGGGCAUCAUGACAUGGCACAUAGGGGGCAGAUAGCUGGGGCAUCAUGAUAUGGCACAUAGGGGGCAGAUAGCUGGGGCAUCAUGAUAUGGCACAUAGGGGGCAGAUAGCUGGGGCAUCAUGAAGCAUGGCACAUAGGGGGGCAGAUAGCUGGGACAUCAUGACAUGGCACAUAGGGGGCAGAUAGCUGGGACAUCAUGACAUGGCACAUAGGGGGCAGAUAGCUGGGGCAUCAUGACAUGGCACAUAGGGGGCAGAUAGCUGGGGCAUCAUGACAUGGCACAUAGGGGCAGGUAGCUGGGAGCAUCAUGACAUAACAUAGCAGAUAGCUGGGGCAUCAUGACAUGCACAUAGUGAUAGCUGGGGCAUCAUGACGCAUGGCACAUAGGGCAGAUAGCUGGGCAUCAUGACAUGGCACAUAGGGGGCAGAUAGCUGGGGCAUCAUGACAUGGCACAUAGGGGGCAGAUAGCUGGGACAUCAUGAUAUGGCACAUAGGGGGCAGAUAGCUGGGGCAUCAUGAAGCAUGGCACAUAGGGGGGCAGAUAGCUGGGACAUCAUGACAUGGCACAUAGGGGGACAGAUAGCUGGGGCAUCAUGACAUGGCACAUAGGGGGCAGAUAGCUGGGGGUGUCAUGAAGCAUGGCACAUAGGGGGGCAGAUAGCUGGGGGCAUCAUGAAGCAUGGCACAUUGGGGGGCAGAUAGCUGGGAAGAUUAUGAAGUAUGGCACAUAUAGGAGGCAGAUAGUUGGGGCAUUCAGAAGUAUGGCACAUACGGGGCAGAAUCCUGGGGCAUGAUGAAACAUAGCACAUAGAUGGGGCAUUCUGAGGGGGGCAGAUAGCUGGGGGUGUCAUGAAGCAUGGCACAUAGGGGGGCAGAUAGCUGGGGGCAUCAUGAAGCAUGGCACAUUGGGGGGCAGAUAGCUGGGAAGAUUAUGAAGUAUGGCACAUAUAGGAGGCAGAUAGUUGGGGCAUUCAGAAGUAUGGCACAUACGGGGCAGAAUCCUGGGGCAUGAUGAAACAUAGCACAUAGAUGGGGCAUUCUGAGGGGGGCAGAUAGCUGGGGGUGUCAUGAAGCAUGGCACAUAGGGGGGCAGAUAGCUGGGGGCAUCAUGAAGCAUGGCACAUUGGGGGGCAGAUAGCUGGGAAGAUUAUGAAGUAUGGCACAUAUAGGAGGCAGAUAGUUGGGGCAUUCAGAAGUAUGGCACAUAGGGGGCAGAUACCUAGGGCAUUAUGAAACAUGACACAUAGGGGACAGAUAGCUGGUGCAUUGUGAAGCAUAGCACGUUGAGGGGAAGUUACUUUGGACAUUAUGAAGCAUGGCACAUGGGGGGCAGAUAGCUGUAGCAUUUUGAAGCAUGGCACAUGGGGGGCAGAUAGCUGUAGCAUUUUGAAGCAUGGCACACGGGGUGCAGAUAGCCAUUUUGAAGCAUGGCACAUUGGGUGCAGAUAGCUGGGGCAUUUUGAGGUAUCAUAGGAGGCAGAUAGCUGGGGCAUCAUGAAGCAUGGCACAUAGGGGCCAGAUACCUGUGAGUCAGCUAUAGAUACAGAUAGCUGUGAAUCGGGGAAAAAUGAUAAAUAGAUUGAAUUAACUCCAAAUCUAUACUUUUGCUAGCUGAUCAAAUAGCACAGUCUGUAGAUAAAAUAUUCAAGGCUAGGUUUUUUGCAUGUUAUGCCUAAUAUGUAGUUACACAGUAUAUUUGCAGGGUUAUUCAGAGUUACUUCAAUUGUGAAUUCCAAAUUUGAGUCCAAAGAAGCUGAACUGCAAGCAUUUCUGAUAAUUUUUCCAGUUUUGGUUAUUUCUACCUCGCAUUUAAAAUUAGUGCUGAAUUCUUAAUUUAGUUAAUAACCAUGUACAUGUUUUCAUUUGAAAGACAUUUAUUUUUUAUUUUUUUCAGAAUUUGCUCUUUCACAGGCUGUCCCCAACAUGUCAUGGACUACGUGGAUUAUUAAUUAAGAAACAUCUGAUUCAAGACCCAAUUCGCAUCUGGAGACUUUUAGGUUCAUGAUUUUUUUCUCUGCACAUUUUUAUUAACUAUUAAACCUGUAUCACUGUUUUCAUGCAUCAUUGUGUUUAGUUCGCUAAAAAGUAUUGUUUUUUUUCCCCGCUAUAGGUGGUAUUAAUUAUUUCAGUACUUCUGAACCCAAGAAUAAAGAAAAUAAGAAUGAAGAUGCAAAAGGGAAAACACCACCAGAGGACGAUGGUAGGAUAAAUUUGCUUUAGGAGAUGUUUUAGCUCCUUAAAAGACUUUUUACACCCUCAAAAUAACUCCAUCUAAUGAUGAAGUUCCUAAGUGCAAACUAAGCUUAAGGUGUUAGACUAUUUUCAAAUGGUUUAUCAUCAAGUUGUGUACCCGAGCUGUCAUCCACAGUGCCUCUCCUCUGCUCGGCCGCUGUACUGAUGAGGAAUUGUUGCCUUGGUCGUCAAAGAGAGGCCAGACAGUGCAUACAGGCAUUCAGUGAUCCAACUUUAUUGUGAAAUUUUAAAAUGGUUUAAUACAGUAAGGUAAGAUGGCAUCCAUGGCUUGAGGGCGUAAACUCCCUUUAACCCCUUAAGGACCAAACUUCUGGAAUAAAAGGGAAUCAGGACAUGUCACACAUGUCAUGUGUCCUUAAGGGGUUAAGGAUCUCAAUCCUGUCCCUAACGAGGCUGUGCUAAUAUGCAAAGCGUAACUUGCAGCUUGAUACAACCCUGCAUUGUAAAAUGAGUAAAACAUUCCAUUUAGAUAUAGAAUCUUUAAAAGAACACUAUAGGCACCCAGACCACUUCAUCUCAAUAAAAUGGUCUGAGUGCCAUGUACCACCCUGUUUUAGUUCUGCAAGUAAAAACAUUAAUGUUAUGUAGAACCGAAGCAUUUUCAUUGGAGGGUUUAAAUGCCUCAAUUGGCUAUCACUCAGACAGCCACUAGAGGUGCUUCCGCUGAAAUAGCAGAGUAUAACUCAAUAGACUCUUGCUUGCAGAUAAAAGGGACUACCAUGGGCACCAGGUUCGUGCCCAGUUACGCCAAUAUUUUUAUGGAUAGCUGGGAGAGGUCGUAUAUAUGAAAUAUAACUUAAUAAUCAGAUUAGCGCACCACAGGAUUUUCCCACACAUUCGCUUCAGUCUCCUUAUGCUUUUCUAUAAGAAAGUAUUGGAUUGGCUGAGAUCAUCAAUCUCAAUGUUGUCCACAAAGUAGCUUCCCCGCUGUAAGGGAGUAAAGGUAAGUGCAAUUAAUUUUUUACUCCCUGCAGGUGUGGGUUGAGGACCUAAAUGGCCACCAGGCCACUAUAGUGUUCCUUUAAAGACGGGUAUGUUAUGAUGUAUUGUUUGGUCAUUGCUCCUUUUAAGACUAAUUGAAUACUCACCUCUUGUCCAGCACCUCUCUAGCUAUUAUUUAAGAUUCACAAGUGUUACACUAAUUUAAAACCUACCCCUGACUCCAGAUAAGAUGAGUCUUCGAUGAGAAUGUUUGCUGCUGUUGUUUUCCCUUUAUUUUAUUGACUUAUUUAUUUUCCAUUUUUAGCCUUACCUUUUAGUCUGUUCCUGUCUUCCUUGUUAUACACAAUUUUGAACUGUUCUGAAAUAAUGUCUUCCUAUAUACUUUAGAGGAGAAAAAGCGCCGCGAGCGGGAGGAUCAGAUGUACCGUGAGAGACUUCGAACCCUCUUCAUCAUUGCCGUGGUGAUGAGCCUCCUUAACUCCCUGAGUACCAGUGGAGGAAACAUCUCCUGGAAUGACUUUGUAAAUGAAAUGCUGGCCAAGGGGGAGGUCCUACGUAUACAGGUUGUCCCUGAAAGUGACAUUGUGGAGAUAUUCCUGCAUCCCGGCGCUGUGGUUUUUGGCCGACCUGUGAGUUUUUGUAUUUGAUCAGUUUUCUAUAUAAUAGUUCAUAUAUACUAAGUAGACACAUGUUCAGAAUUUUACAGAUAUCCCUUUAGCUUUUUUGGGUGUUCCAUAAAAAAAAUAAAAAAAAAUUAUACAAUAAUGUAUAGAUUCUAGAAAUCUCUUCAAGGUCUCUAGAUCUCGUGUUUGUUUAUGUUUCAUUAAUGUAACUGUUUCUUUUUCCCAACAACAGCGCUUAGCUCUCAUGUAUAGGAUGCAGGUAGCCAACAUAGACAAAUUUGAGGAAAAGCUACGAGCAGCUGAGGACGAGCUGAAGAUUGACAUAAAGGAUCGUAUUCCUGUCUCUUACAAGCGCACUGGCUUUUUUGGAAAGUACGUGAAGCCCUUCCUCACUGACCUGAGGAUCCUUGGAGGAGGUUCUUUUUCUUAUAACUGCAUUCAUAGCCCAUGCUGGUGGGCCACUAAAGGCUACAUAUUGAUUGAUAAAAGAAUCACACCUAAACCAUACCGGAAUUAGUUUGACACCUACUUUGUUAAUCAGCAUUAUUAGUAGUGGAGGCUGGGAGCGGGUUCCAACAGAUCCCAGGCAAGAAGUAAAACUAUUCAAAAACUUUUUGACCCUUUACGUGUGAGUGAGUGAGGGUCACUACUGGUUCCAUACCCACUGCAGGAAGAUUUAGUGGCUGUGGUACUUGGUGUCUUCCUUUAAAAUCAGUCUUAAAAGAACCCUAUAGGGCCAGGAACACAAACAUGUAUUCCUGACCCUUUAUUGUUUAAUCCACAAUUUAGGAUGCUUGCCCCCUCCCCUUAACCCUCUUAGAAAAGGUGAAAACUCACUUUAUUUCCAGCGCUGCGCAAAUCUGCUGACAUUGCCCCCACCCCUGAUCCACCUCCUGGGUGACAUCAUCGGAAUUGGAGAUUUUUUGCAGAUCCAAUGCUUUCCCAUGGCUGAAAUUGGCAAGGAGGCAGGGCCAAUCAGCACCUCCUCAUAGAGAUGCAUUGAAUCAAUGCAUCUCUAUGAGGAAAAUUCAGCGCUGCCCCAUGAAGCACCUCCAGUGGCCAUCUGAGGAGUGGCUACGUGGUGGUGUCCCUAGGGGGCAAUGCAAAUUUUUCUGAAAAGGCAGUGUUUGCAUGAAAAUGCCAGAAGGCAAUGAUUAUACUCACCAGAACAACAAGUUGCAGUCGUUGUGGUGACUAUAGUUUCCUUUUAAGAUGUAGUUGUUCUGGUGACUGUAGUGUCCCUUUAAUAUGAAUUCAGACAAUCAUUACUCUGCUUAUUGGAAAUCUAAAAUGUGAACAUUCCACACUCAAAAACUUUAACUUAAUACACUCCAUAAUGAAAAUUUUUGUUGAAUUUACCAUAAAUGCAGAGUCUUUCUCCGUCAGGUGCUAGAAAAGGGAUGUUUUAAUAUGGCAUAAUGUGGUAAUCUGUUUUCUCUCUCUCUUUUGUUUAUUUCUCUUCCCUCUCUUCCCUAUUCCUACAUGAUCAUUCGCCUGUCUACAGUGCCCUGUAUGCAUUGGGCAUGGCGGCAGUGGGUGUAGCCAUCUUGUGGUACAUAUUCCGUCUGGCUGGUAUGGGUGGACGAGAAGGAGGCUUUGGCGCUUUUGUGAGUUGAGUUUCAGAAGAGUGUUCUUGGGCAUAAGACUCAAAUCCUUGUUGAGGAUUUAGAAUGGCUCCAUCUACAUUUGCAGCUCCCGUAAAAAGCAAUUACAUUUGACACACAAACACAUUAUUGCUACAUAUUGUGAUUCCACGCAUACCAUAGAAGUCAUACUCAUUUCUUCCCGUUUAAUGACAGACAAUAAACAGACAAAUCUUAUAUAUUGAUGGUUCUGACACAUCAUGUGUCCUCAAAGGAUUUAAGCCUAUUGCUGUUUGAACACAGUUGAUGUAUUAAAAGCUUGUGAAUAUUUUAGACCAUCCUAUUUGCCAAUUUGUGAAUUUUUCACAUUCUGUUUUUUUUUUUUUUUUAUCUUCAAUAUUUCGCAAUCUAUGCAAUUAUGAAUAAUUUCAAGGAUGCUCUUAUAUUUUUUGAUCCUUAAUUACUAUUGGUUGAUUUAUAAUUUAGAUUAUCUGUGCCAGUACAGAAAUUUUCAAUUUCUCCCUUACUAGCAAGACCUUCAAAAUUAUUCGCCACUGCAAGCCAAUGGGACACAUGGCACAUUGAUCAGCUCUAAACUCCUACUCACCAGGAGAAAGUUUCACUCACCACUGGUGGUCAGUGGACAUUUUGAGACCUGUCAGUAUGAAUGUAGUGUAUUCUAUGUUGUCCCAAUGAAACUGUUUGAGAAAAAAAAGUAGUAAUGGCAAGCUGUGAUAAAUACAUAAUUGCAAUGAUGAAAAGAAUUUGGUUGCUUGCUCCUCCACCACUCAGAUGGUUAAUCUAUGUAUUAUCUAUCAGUGAUGAGAUACACUCGAGUCCAGUUAUUUAACCUGUUCUGCUCUCUUGGGCUCUUAGAACCAGCUGAAGAUGGCUCGUUUCACCAUCGUUGAUGGGAAGUCUGGCAAGGGGAUCAGUUUUAAGGAUGUUGCUGGGAUGCACGAGGCCAAGAUGGAAGUCAAAGAAUUUGUGGAUUAUUUGAAGGUAUUCAAGAGUGGCAGAGAAUUCUUGGCUAAAUAGCUCAACUAGAUCAGUAGGACCAAGGUGGACACUUCUUAUCGAACCUCCUAAUUGCUACAGUUCUCUACCACCUCCUGGUGGCAAAGAAAUAGUGUCACUGAUUUAAAAAAAAUUACAUCCAUUGACAUUUAUGCAGACAUCGCUACUCUUCAAAAGUAUUGACCCGAAUUGUUCUAAUUGUGAGCUAUAUUAUAGAUGCAAAGUCCAAAACAAAACUAAAAAUUUUUUUUAUUUUGAUAAGUUUCUUUUAAUUUAUUUGUUCUUUAUAUAUUGAAAAAUCUGUUGUUAUAUAAAAUGAGGAAGGAUUAUUGAUGGUGUAGUGUUUUUAUACACUUACAAGUGCUAUAUAGACGUGCUGUGUCCUUCUUUUGCUCUCAAUAGGCGUUUUACUAGCUGUUCAGUUUUCAUUGGUACUUGCUCGUGGAAGGAUACAGAGAGUUCUAUACAUUUAAUUUCACUCUUACUAUGUACAGGGAGUGCAGAAUUAUUAGGCAAAUGAGUAUUUUGACCACAUCAUCCUCUUUAUGCAUGUUGUCUUACUCCAAGCUGUAUAGGCUCGAAAGCCUACUACCAAUUAAGCAUAUUAGGUGAUGUGCAUCUCUGUAAUGAGAAGGGGUGUGGUCUAAUGACAUCAACACCCUAUAUCAGGUGUGCAUAAUUAUUAGGCAACUUCCUUUCCUUUGGCAAAAUGGGUCAAAAGAAGGACUUGACAGGCUCAGAAAAGUCAAAAAUAGUGAGAUAUCUUGCAGAGGGAUGCAGCACUCUUAAAAUUGCAAAGCUUCUGAAGCGUGAUCAUCGAACAAUCAAGCGUUUCAUUCAAAAUAGUCAAGAGGGUCGCAAGAAGCGUGUGGAAAAACCAAGGCGCAAAAUAACUGCCCAUGAACUGAGAAAAGUCAAGCGUGCAGCUGCCACGAUGCCACUUGCCACCAGUUUGGCCAUAUUUCAGAGCUGCAACAUCACUGGAGUGCCCAAAAGCACAAGGUGUGCAAUACUCAGAGACAUGGCCAAGGUAAGAAAGGCUGAAAGACGACCACCACUGAACAAGACACACAAGCUGAAACGUCAAGACUGGGCCAAGAAAUAUCUCAAGACUGAUUUUUCUAAGGUUUUAUGGACUGAUGAAAUGAGAGUGAGUCUUGAUGGGCCAGAUGGAUGGGCCCGUGGCUGGAUUGGUAAAGGGCAGAGAGCUCCAGUCCGACUCAGACGCCAGCAAGGUGGAGGUGGAGUACUGGUUUGGGCUGGUAUCAUCAAAGAUGAGCUUGUGGGGCCUUUUCGGGUUGAGGAUGGAGUCAAGCUCAACUCCCAGUCCUACUGCCAGUUCCUGGAAGACACCUUCUUCAAGCAGUGGUACAGGAAGAAGUCUGCAUCCUUCAAGAAAAACAUGAUUUUCAUGCAGGACAAUGCUCCAUCACACGCGUCCAAGUACUCCACAGCGUGGCUGGCAAGAAAGGGUAUAAAAGAAGGAAAUCUAAUGACAUGGCCUCCUUGUUCACCUGAUCUGAACCCCAUUGAGAACCUGUGGUCCAUCAUCAAAUGUGAGAUUUACAAGGAGGGAAAACAGUACACCUCUCUGAACAGUGUCUGGGAGGCUGUGGUUGCUGCUGCACGCAAUGUUGAUGGUGAACAGAUCAAAACACUGACAGAAUCCAUGGAUGGCAGGCUUUUGAGUGUCCUUGCAAAGAAAGGUGGCUAUAUUGGUCACUGAUUUGUUUUUGUUUUGUUUUUGAAUGUCAGAAAUGUAUAUUUGUGAAUGUUGAGAUGUUAUAUUGGUUUCACUGGUAAUAAUAAAUAAUUGAAAUGGGUAUAUAUUUGUUUUUUGUUAAGUUGCCUAAUAAUUAUGCACAGUAAUAGUCACCUGCACACACAGAUAUCCCCCUAACAUAGCUAUAACUAAAAACAAACUAAAAACUACUUCCAAAAAUAUUCAGCUUUGAUAUUAAUGAGUUUUUUGGGUUCAUUGAGAACAUGGUUGUUGUUCAAUAAUAAAAUUAAUCCUCAAAAAUACAACUUGCCUAAUAAUUCUGCACUCCCUGUAUGCUCUGUAGCUGUUUUACUAGUUUAUGUUGGCAGUUGUCUGCAAAAAGAUAAAGAGUGCUAUACACUUAAGUAUGUUUUACCCAGAUAAUACUAGUGUUUUCUGUUUCAGAACCCAGAACGCUACUUACAGCUUGGGGCCAAAGUACCAAAAGGAGCUCUGCUUCUUGGACCCCCAGGCUGUGGAAAGACCCUGCUAGCCAAGGCCGUAGCUACAGAAGCUCAAGUGCCCUUCCUGGCAAUGGCUGGUUCAGAGUUUGUGGAGGUGAUAGGAGGUAAGGGGGGUGCUAUUCUGGUUAUAUCACUCAACCGUGAAUUGUUCACUAAAGAGUGAAUUGAAAACUGAGCUGCUAAAAUACCAGACUGUGACUAUAGCAGAGUUGGACCAUUGUUCCAAAUUUUGCAAUAUGGUUUUUAAAUCGGCUAUUUUGGUCUAAAAGCACUAUUUAUCAUAUAAUAUUCAGUAAAAUACUUCAUCUAAGCAUACAGACCAAAGUAACAGACUUGCAGAAGCUUUCCCAUAUUGUUACUGUUGGCUAAAAAUGUGCAGUAGCCUUGUCUGUAUAAUCAUUCCCUUCAGGCUUUUUGCAGCAAUUCAGAGAAAAUGUACCGUUUAUAUUACAGCCUAGGGAUACCUCCACUGGCUACUCCUCAGAUGGAUACUAGAGGUGCUUCAUGGGGCAGUGGUGCACCUUCUGCAUGGAGACACUGAACUUUUCUCAUAGAGAUGCAUUGAUUCAAAGAUGCUGAUUGGCCAGGACUGUGUUUGACUUGUGCUGGCUCUUUCUCUGAUCUGCCUGUUUGACAGUCUCAGCCAAUCCUAUAGGGAAGCAUUGUGAUUGGCACAGAGAAUCACUUCUGAUGAUGUCAGCCAAGCAGGCAGAUCGGGGCAGAGCCAGCAGCUGCAGACUUUAAUACAAGUAGGAUUUUACUAUAUUUAGAGGGGCAAGGUGGCUCCAGGGAGGCUAGAUGGUGGUUUUAACACUAUGGGGUCAGGAAUAUGUAUUUGACUAUACACAGAGUUAAUGGGGGCUCACUUUUGUAUUAUUAGGUCUUGGAGCUGCCCGAGUGCGCAGCCUCUUCAAGGAAGCACGCACCCGAGCCCCUUGUAUCGUCUAUAUUGAUGAGAUUGACGCUGUAGGGAAGAAACGCUCUACCAACAUGUCUGCGGUUUCCAAUACAGAAGAGGAGCAGACGCUGAAUCAGCUGCUGGUGGAGAUGGAUGGUAAGGUACUCCCCCAAGUUGUUUUAUAAUAGGCAUCGACUAGGUCUGUGCUGCUGUAAAGGCAUGUCUUUAAUCAUCUUCAUCAACCAUAAAUCUCGAGCCAAAAUCUCCAUCAGUGCUAGUUUUACUUCUCUCCUUAUUUCAAGAGAAUAGGCUUAUUCUUAAAUCCCAGAUAGUUUUCUGCUCUUCAAAGAUUGGUUUGAUACAUUUUAAAGCUGUAUGAAUUAUAUUUUUGUGUUGUCUGUUUUGCUUAGAACAUACUUCUCAGCAUGCCGUUAACCUCCUCCGAUUAGUUGCUUAUUUUCCAUUUAAAAGAAAAUCUUUUUACAUCUUUGGAACUUGUUUUUGUGACAGUUUACAAGGUAGGAGGAAACUGAAAUGUGUGUCACACAGUUGCUUGUAUUUAAAGGAACAGCACGCACACACAAACAGUGUGAGUUUUACAUUUUGCAAGGCUACUUUGGAAGUGGUUUAAGCAGUAAGUAUUGCAGUUAGCAUGUUAAAAUCAGUGUAUGAGCCAUCAAUAUUGGGGUACUGUGACGUGGUGGUGGGCUUAGGAUGAUAAGCCAUAUGGUGGAGCUGUAUCCCCAUAUUUGUCUGCUAAGAUGAUAUAAGGUGAUUUUAAGUAGCCUUGUAAAAUGUAAAACUGUAUUUAAAAAAAAAUUAUAAUAAUUUUGUGCACUGUUCCGUCUUUAUUUUGUAUAUAUUUUUAUGUUCACUUAGAAAUGCAUGUUCCGGGUGUGCUCCUAAUCUCCACCCAUUUCUUUUUUUGUAUCAGUAAAGGAAAACUCCAAGCACCACAACCACCACUAUGGUGCCAGGAGUGCAUGCACCCCACUGUUUUACAAUAGUUUGACCUCAUACCUGGUGUCUGUAUUGCGCUUCUCCCCAUGUCUUCCCUUUAGCUCCUGUAAGGAGCUUCCAUUAGCUUUCCUGUGCAAGGCCCUGUAAUGCAGGGCUAGCUCUUUGGCUGAUCUCUCUGAAGCUCUGUAUGUGUGUGGAGUGUUCCUUUAAUAGCAUUAGUGAUAUCAUCUUCUUGUAACCAUCCCUAAUCAGUCUUCAUAUUUUUAUACAGGGAUGGGUACCACUGACCAUGUUAUAGUGCUGGCGUCCACUAACCGAGCAGAUAUUCUGGAUAAUGCGUUGAUGAGGCCUGGGAGACUGGACAGACAUAUAUUUAUUGAUCUCCCCACCCUACAGGUGAGAUCACAGAACACCAUGACAUGUGCACGGCACCCUCGUGGUCUCCAUGCUGACCUCUGAUUUGUGUGCAGGAGAGGAGAGAGAUCUAUGAGCAGCACCUGAAGAGCUUGAAGCUAACACAGCCUGGGUCCUUCUACUCUCAGCGUCUCGCUGAACUCACACCGGGAUUUAGUGGUAAGGAGUAGUUUUGUUUUUUUUUCUUCUUCUUCAAGAGAGAACUGGAGUAAACUUGUUUAUAUUGUUUAAAUAAUGUAUUUCUUCUUAAGUAAAGUUUAUCAGAACUCAAGUGUUGUGUUUUGUUGUUUUUUCCCUCUCUCAUUGAGAAAGUUUGUAGGAACUAUUCAGGGAACAAAAUUGUUUGACUCUAGGUGGUGGUGGAUGGUCACUUUAAAGGGACACUCCAGGCACCCAGACCACUUCUGCCCAUUGGAGUGGUCUGGGUGCCAACCCAUAACGCUGCAAGUGUAAUUAUUGCAGUUUUUAUAAACUUCAAUAAUUACCUUGCAGGGUUAAGUCCUCCUCUAGUGGCUGUCUAUCAGACAGCCACUAGAGGGACUUCCCUGUUCUUAGAACACGAAAAGUGUUUUAAACGACGCUGGACGUCCUCACGCUAUGCAUGAGGACCACCAGCGUUGCCGAAAUCCCCUAAGUCUAAUGCACAUUAGGUCUCCCCCUCCGGCUGACAUCGGCAGGGGAGGCGUGUCAGCUAUGGAUUCAGGUAAGUAGAUGAAGGGGUUUUAACCCCUUCAGCAACAUGGGAGGUGGGAGGGAGAAGGGCACUGAAGGGUCCUGCAGUGCCAAGAAAACAGAUAUCUAAACAUUAAGAUAAGAUUUAAACACAGUAUAAACGUGGCAAACUCGAAUAUUCAACUGUCAUAAUGCAAUAAUCUUACUAACUUCGUCCAUGUGCAGCAUAGUGGCAUGGGGGUGAUGCCAUAACUAUCACAUCUAAGCAUGUAUACAGCACACCAUAACCAGACUGUAAUGCCAGCAUGUAACUGUCUCAUGAACCUAUUAUACUAAAAAAUGUGCAACGCCUAGCAAUACCCUACUUGUUAAAUAAGCCAAGCAGCUCAAUGCCGUUGGGGUACCUGGAGCCAGUUUGUAAUUAUUAUCUGCACUGCAAAAAGAUAAGAUUUAACCCCUUAAGGACCAAACUUCUGAAAUAAAAGGGAAUCAUGACAUGUCACACAUGUCAUGUGUCCUUAAAGGGUUAAACACUAUUGCCAUUGUAAAAAGUUCAACUGUAACCUCAUUCCUGUUCUGUAUUUAGUUUCUAGAAUCCUCAUGUUUCUGUGUUGUUUUGUGAACAUGAUCUCCAGCUUGCAUUGUUUGUGUAAAGAUUUCAAAUUAAAACUUAAUUAAUGCAUAGAAGAAAAAUGUACUAACUAAAUGUAAAACUAAGCCUUACAUAAAGAACACGUGAGCAAAAUACACAAAGACCAUGGAAGUGACCGUUUCCUUUAAUACAUAAUAUCAUAUCCUGGUCGUAAGUAUAACUAGCUGUCAACCAUAAGUUUAUGUUCCUUCAUAUAGAUGUAUGCAGCCACUAACUUUACUUGCCAAAUGAAACACCUUUAAACCCCUCUCUCUCUUUCUCUCUCUCUCUCUCUCUUUCUCUCUCUUUCUCUCCCUUUCUCUCUCGCUCUCUCUCUCUCAGGAGCAGAUAUCGCCAACAUAUGCAACGAAGCAGCUCUGCAUGCUGCCCGGGAGGGGCACCAGUCAGUAGAUACCUCUAGUUUUGAAUAUGCUGUAGAGCGAGUGAUUGCAGGUUAUUAAAAAUUUAUGUUUCAGUGUAUUAAAAAACAAGAGUUCCGAAAUUUGUUCAAUUUCAUUUUUUUUUUUUUUACAUGCAAAGAUAUGUUAUUACUUGUAAUGUAUAGUAUAGUAAACAUCAUACAAACUCCAGUAAAUAGUGAUCAUAAAUCCAAUGGAAGAAAAAUAUCAGCUUUCACUGGUCCUGUAUCUGUAGGUUUAUCACGUUGCAUGCAACACAGUAAAGAAAAUGUAUUGAUAACCUCCAUGAGUACAUUUUUUUUUAUUGUUUAUAUUUUUAGUUUAGUCAUCUUCAAAGCUCGUCCACUUGUUUCAGCUCUUCCACUUGUUUAUAGUUAAUAAUACAAUUAUGCAUUUAUUGGAGGAGAUAAAAUCUUUGAUGUGCUUUUUAAGGACCUGGUCAAAGCAGAAUUUGUGCCAACAUGGAAUGAUUUAGCAUCAGCAGCUCUCUGGAUUCCUGGUGUUUCUGAAUGAACUCGACAUUCUGAGCCAGAAUUUUUACAGAACCUUUAAAGUCCUUUAGACAUUUACCUGUGUAUUCACCGUGUAAUGGUUCCGUGUUCUUUUCAUACAGGGACAGCCAAGAAGAGUAAGAUCAUGUCCAAGGAGGAGAGGUGUGUGGUUGCCUUCCACGAGUCCGGUCAUGCCUUGGUCGGGUGGCUGCUUGAGCACACAGAGGCUGUGAUGAAGGUACAGCGGCCUAUUUAUGGUUAAAUAUAUAUACCGAGCCAUGGCAAAAUAUCCCUAUCGUUUAUAGUGUUCUUUUAUUAUAUAACUAAUUAAAGUGAGCUUGUCUCCACUGGAACCAAUCCAAACUCCAACUAAGGCCUCAAUUUAAUAAGCUUUCCAAAUGAUCCAAUACUGUUAGAAGAACUAUCCAAAUGAUUUUUAUAUAGACGUCACGUUUUUCUAACAGCCUUGAACCAUUUGGAAAGCUUAUUAAAUGGAGGCCUGAGUUAAUUAUCUUGUUUGUACACGUUUAAUGGCUGGUUUAUUUUAAUGUGAAACGAAAAAAAAAAAAGAACCUUUUCUUUCUUAUAAAAGGCAUUUACGAAUAUAUCUGCAUAACUGCUUUUUUAAUUUAAAUAAUAAUUUCUUUAAAGGAACCCUUCCGUCACCAUAACCAGGGGUUCCCUGGCGCCCCCAGUAUAAGUAGAAUGUUUUGAAAUUUUACCUGGGGUAUGCCGAUCGCUGCUUCCCGUCUCCGAUACUUCAGACGGGUGGUACAAGACAUUUGCCUCGAUUUCUUUUUUUAUUUUUUAUUUAUUUAUUUUUUUUUUUAAAUUCUUUAUUUUGGUAGUGCAUAGGCAUAUAACAGAUGCAUGUGAGGUACCCCAAAGGCAUUCCUCUAGCACAAUACGAACAGUGGAACAUAGGGGUACAAGGGAGAUCAAGCACAUUUUUUAUAUAUAAGGGUAGAAACAGUAUAGCUUUACUUUGUUUAGGCAUUUGCAUAACGAUUGCAUAACAUAACUUUCUGGGCAUGUGAUUGUUUUGCAGUGGCAAGAGAUGGUCAAGCUAUGAGUAAGUUACUACAUGCGUUAAGGAAAGGCUGAGUGAGUCAAAAGAUUGGUUAUUGCUAGUGGCAGCAGCAGGAGAUAUGGUGGUAAGAUAUGCUGUGACAUGGCUGACCUAAGUUAGUAACGUGUCGGGUUGGACACCAUCAUGGCAGGCUGGUAUGUCUACCUAUACGUGGGUGUUUAGCUUAUGAGUAACUAGAACCUUCCUAGCCAUUAAGGCUAUAGAUUAGUGGUCCCACGGAUAAGUGUGCUGGACCAACUCUGGUGGCAGGGUAUCGAGAUUAUACUCGGAGAGGCUUGGUAGGUGAUUGCUGCGUCCCAAGUGGCAUUCCCCCCGUGGUCCCUAGCGUUGACAGGGCCAUGUGCCAUGCCGGGUUGCUGUAUGCAAGUGCCCAGCACCAAUGGGACAUUGGGCUUAGUGUUUAGUUGGCGGCAGUGGCGCUGGCUUUACAUUAAGUGUGUAGGUGCCGUUGUGGGGCAUACAUGGAGCAAAAGAAAGUUGAAUAACAUAGUAAAUGCAACUCGUAAAAAAAAAAAAGAAGGUACAUAUUUACACUCUUGUCAUAAAUAGAGUCCUCCACUGUCUGCGGUUAGGUAUGUCUGCUGUGUCGGUCAAGUCCCCUAGCCAACUCCAGCUCUCAGGGCGUGCAGUCUGGUUGCAGGGAUCUUCUUGGUGUUAUAGAGUGUCCAGCCUCUUCGUUCGAUGCAUGGGGUCUCUGCGUUGAUAUAGGCAUGGCCCCAUUCCGGUGGGGUGGACCUGCCAACGUGAAAGAGUCUGCGUGAGGUGAUGUGUCGCCGGCUGUGGUGUCGCCUCCGAGGUAUGCCAGGGCCUACCUCCGAGUGUUGUCGGUAGGGGUGUUGCGGUGUGGUCUGCCUGGGGCCCUUCGGCCCUGUCCGGUCCCCGUUUAGCGCAGUGUGUCGCUGCAGCGGGACCGCCUUUUCAUGCCUCCCAGGUAUGUUAAGUUUUGCCGGGCCCUUGUAUGAGCGGGUCGCCGCCAUAGGUAUUGGUAGUCGCUUGUGUUUACGGGCUUUUCGGUUUUGCCAUCCGCAGGCUUUGUUGGCGCGAGGCGGUGUGCACGUUUGUUGGGGGAUCACCGGCAGGACUGUGACAGGGUGGUAUGCCUUGGCCUGUUGCUCCCUGGAGGCUAUUGUCCUCCAGAACCUGGCGAACAGCUCAUCCAGCCUGGUCUCAAGGUCAAGUUUCUUUGUGCCUCGGGCACACGUGGCGGCGGCCAUUUCGGUCUCCAUCUUGUCACUAGCGGUUUGCUGGUUGGGGAUGCGAUUUAGGCUGCUGCCAUCUUCUGCAUUCCGUGUAAGCUUGUGGUACUCGAUUGUGUGGACCGGGAUAACCCCCGCCGGUCCCGAGGGGGGGGGAGAAGCCCGAUGCUUCGGGUGCUGCCUUGUUAGGUGAGCCGGGAGAGCGGCCGUCUCUUCCCUGCUCUGCAUGUUGUAGGCCCCAAGCCUCCGGUCUGGAUUCCCAGCGGGCUUUUGCACGUGUGAGGUGUCCCCCGGUACCCCUGCCUCCAUGUAGCAAGGUGGGGUAAGUUGGGGUUCUGAGAUAGGCUGUAUUCCCACUGUUUUCUGCCAAAAAUCAGAUUCAGGCCUGGGAGCUCACAGAAAGCGUGUCUGUUCAGCUCCCCGGUCAGGCCCCGCCCCCUAUUUUUUUUUUUUACAAACAUUCCCGUACACUUUAAUGAUUAUUUCUGUAGAUAGAUCACCUGGAAACCUUUCUAACAUUACUGGAUUGUUUGAAAAGCAUAUCAAAUUGCUGCAUUAUUUCAUUGGCUGAGAGCAAUCAGCUGACACUGUCAAACAAUGAGCUAUCUCUGCACUGCAAGGCUUGGCUCAGGAGAUCUAACGGAACCUCCUGUUUAGGAGCUUCUCCGUUAGAAGCAGUGGAGGCUGGGAGCUGCCCCUGGCAAACCCCAAGUCAAGCUGUUCUAAGACGGUUUGAUUUAUUCACACUGGGGAGUCACCAGGGCACUCUUAGCACCAUAACCACUGCAGACUUGAUAAAGGCCCUUAGGGGCCAUUUGAUUUGUCCCUUCAAUAAAGGAAUUCUUGUUUUGCAUAAGGUUUGUUCUGAGAGACUUUUCUUUCCCUUUAGAGUUGAUGGUGCUUGGAGUGUUCCUUAAUAAUUUCUUACCACUACAGUUAGUGAUUUAUUAAGAGCAUGUUUAGUAUAUUAAUCCACUGUAGUACCGGGUGAAGGCCUUUUUGAACAUUACAGGUAUCCAUAGCACCGAGGACUAAUGCUGCUCUUGGAUUUGCACAAAUUCUACCAAGAGAGCAGUUUCUUUUCACCAAGGAGCAGCUGUUGGAGAGAAUGUGCAUGGCACUGGGAGGCCGUGCUUCAGAGGCUAUUACCUUCAACAAAGUCACCACGGGUAAGAAACUGGAAGUAAACCUACAGGACAAUAGAGAUUGCUCUGUAUUGUACUAAUAUAUGUUGGAUCCAGCUUUUAAUAGCUUUGUGGGGUUUACCGAUGCCUAGAGUCCGGUAUCAUGAUCAAUAAACAUAAAAGACGAACACCACGUAGGAUCAACAUCUAACGUUCUGACAAAUGAGUAGCUUCUAGGGUCAGUUGUAAUGCAGAACAUGAGCAAUCACUGUGUAUGGUUAGGCACUGAAUUAAGAGAUAACAGAUGUCUGUGAGAUGACCACCUUUUCAUACUAGAUGCUGCAGAGAAGCAGUGAGAUGGAUUGUAACUUCCCAUAACAUAGUGCAGAUUUUAUUAACCUAAAGAGACUUAAGAACAUCUAGUGAUGAUUGAUAUUCCUUCUAGAGGGUCAUUUGAUACCUUUGCUCUUGCCCUUGAUAUGUAGGAGCUCAGGAUGACCUGAGGAAGGUGACACGGGUCGCAUAUUCCAUGGUGAAGCAAUAUGGCAUGGUGCCUAGUAUUGGUCAAGUGUCUUUUCCUGAUGAGUCCACAUCUGGCAUCGGGAGACGACCCUUCAGCCAAGGGUUGCAGGAAAUGAUGGACCGGGUAAGUGUAAGCAAUUUCUUCUGAAAGUUGGGGACACGACUUUUGUUGGUAACUGACGGCUUUCUGUAUGCUUCACAGCAAGAUCUUUCCCUUUUACUAAUGUAAAGGGUUUAAUGGAACGGUACAAUACUUAUUUAGUUUCAAGGAUUGCUCAGUUCAUGAAAACAACCUUGGUUGUCAUUGAACAUCAGGACAAGUAUUGUACAGGUCAGUCCGAGGUCUUUGAUAAUGAUAAGCAACCAACACACUAGUACUGCAUAUAGACAGCUUCAGCUAAAGAAAUUAUACAGAGCUAUAUACUAUGCUUUAAAUAGAUAAUUGUAAAAAUCAUUUUUAUCCACUAUAUAUUACAUAAUACACUAUUAGUUCUCUCCUUUUGUCUUUACAUAUAUUUCCAAGGUCAUCCUAGGUGCUACACCAACACUCCUGUUUUUUUCCAUGAUCGACUUAAUGUAACAGUAGGUGAAAAGUGAAUUAGUGACUGGUGUUCUGUCUGACGUUUUAAAAAAAUUGUUCUCUGGCGCUUUAAUUCUAAGUUCCUUCUCCAAGGGAACUGAAAUUCCUGCCAUCGUGGGUUAUAGACAAACCAGGAACUUUAUAUUAACACACAUAUAUUUAAAAUGAAGCUUGGGUUGUGUUCCACCAGGACCAAAUCAUGAACUACACAUUUAUGUUCUUUUUGGACUUUACAUGGUGCUUUUCUAACCCAGAAGUUAGUCUGACUGCAGAGUAUAGUAUUAAAAAAUUAAAACAUAAUAAUGAGAGCAAGACACGUUUAAACAACAACAAAGUAUAAGCAGAUUAUAUUUUGUAUAAUGAUAUGACUGUAGAUAUGUAUUCUGUGUGAUUGCAUCCAAUAGGAUCAUUUUUAUUUCAUUUUUAGGAAGCUCAGCGGCUUGUGUCAUCCUCAUACAGGCGCACUGAAAAAUUACUAUUGGAAAACCGAGACAAGUUGCAAGCGGUGAGCAUCAAGUGUAAACAAACCGCACGUAUAUCUGUAGUGAAUAAUCUAUUUAAUUUAUAUGUAUUGGUCUUCUGCCAUUUGUACACUUUAUUUAUUAAAAAAUAUGAAUUUGUUGUUAGGCUAAUUGUGAAUUAUAAUUUUUUUUUUUUUAACUCUGUAGUUGGCCAAUGCAUUAUUGGAGAGAGAAGUUAUUAACUACGAUGACAUUGAAAAGUUAAUAGGACCUCCGCCUCAUGGACCCAAAAAGAUGAUUGCCCCCCAAAGUUGGAUUGAGGCAGAGAAAGACAAACAGGACAAUGGAGAAGAUGAGCCUCGUAGGCCCCCACGACCUAAGACAGAGGAGGAGGAGGAAGAACCAAACAUGACACCAGCCUGAAAUCAGAGCUCAACUUUAAUGGUGUAAAACCAUUAUCAAUGGACUUGCAAUCACUGAAACUAUGAAUGCUCUUCUGAUGUCUCCAUAAUGGGGGAUGUCAUCUAUGGAGUUUGACACCUCUAUCCCAAAGAUAUCCAGCUAGAUGUUAUCCACCAAUACCUGGGAGGCAACCUGGUUUUAUUGCAUUAUUUGAAAAUAUACUGUCUCGAAAAGAGCCCAAUAACAUAACUGAAGAGGUAGUGUUAUUUCUGUAAUUGUGCAUCAUCUCGAUUAUAUCCAUUUUAAAAUGGAAAAGGCACUUCCCAGGCUUUUUGAUAUUAUGUCCACUUGGCUCCUGUAUUUAUUCUCUAGUGUGAGGUGUAAAAAAUAAAAUUUAAUUAAAAAUCCACACCUCCUAAUCCUGCAACUGGGCGCCUCCAUCUUGGUUUUCUAUCAGUCAUUGUUGCCCUUUGCAUCGGGCACUCGGCAUACAGUAAAGGGGACAAAUGAAACCGUGUUUCUAUUUCUCCUCAUUUGCAUCUUAAGCCAUGGCUGUGCCUGGACUGAACUGGAUUGUGAUGUCACUUGCCUAAUCUGUAUUAUAAAUAAACAGUGCCUCAUGAAAAAUUAUAGGUUAUUUCAAUGUUUUAUUAAAUGCUGUAGUUUCCACAUAAGUGACAGUUCCCAUUAAAGGGAAGAUUAAACAAACUUUAUUCUAAAGUUGUUGUUUUUUUGCAGUCUUGUUGAUAAAUCUCUAGGAUCCUAUGGGUGCAUGGUAUUCGUGUCCUUAUUCCAUCAUAUUUCAGAUAUUUUUGCCUAUGCGCAAUGCCAUAAUAUCUAGGGACAAAGUCUACUUAAGUGUUAACCUCACCACUGACUGGAUGAGCGAUGCCUUACUACCAUUCUCUCGUAGACCUAGACAUUUUACACAUUAUUCAGAGUGUUGAGAUUUUUUUUGUCCUUGCAGAAAUUAUUUUUUUUUAAAUCCAGACUACUACCGGCAGUUAUGAAUUCUCACCAAAUGCUAGUCUGGAUUUGUUUGCAGUUAAAAUAUAAUAUAAUGUGUAUAGCAAUAACCCAUAAAAAACAUUAACAAUUAUACUUAUAUAUAAUAUUUUGGAAUUGUAUUGUUCAUAAUUUCAAGCAUAACUUUUAACUUUUUAGUUUAAGGCUUUUACUUAAAUUGCUAGAAGACAGGGUGAUGUAGUUCAUCAUUCAUCAAUGAUUUGAGAGCUACAGGUUGGCCACCCCUGAUUUACAAUAUUUAAGGUUCAGCCAGGCCUGAUGCUUUCGUACAGCUUACUUUACAGGCAUAAUUUACUAUUCACUGAAACAUACAUCCCAAUAUAGGGAUUUUUAAUAACCGGUCUGCAGAGGAUAUGCCUGCCAUACAGUAUAUAACUUAAAUAGUGACAGUAGGCCACUCACAACUAUAUGUAAAAAAAAAAAAAAAAUUAAAAAAAUUGCCUUGCAUAAUAAACUGCCCAAAUCUUUUCAGAAUUGGGGUCACCUAAAUGCUGCACUGUGAAAUCUUAUUUUAUUGCAUGUUGGAGGCCCAAACACUGACUCCACAGAAAGUCAGGCAGUUUACUAUACAAGGCUCUUUUUCCACAUUAACUUGCAAUUGUCCUACUUAACCACUAUUUAAUUUGCAUGUACUUUAUUACACUCUUUUUGUUUCUUAUGUUUCAUGGCAAUACAGCUAAUUCCCUAAAUGUAUACAUGUUGUCAUAGAGACCAAAGGAGGAAAAGGGGAAAUAUUGAAGUGUGUUUUUGAGGUGUAUUAUAAAUUUGCUAUGUUGAAUGUUUUGCGUAUUCAUAUUUUUUCAGAAUAUCGAGUCCCAAAAAUGAGUCGUGCC
Pelobates cultripes (western spadefoot toad) is the source of this 20931-nucleotide messenger RNA. Lineage: Eukaryota; Metazoa; Chordata; Amphibia; Anura; Pelobatidae. The record is from the annotation of a GenBank genome assembly.